AUGAAGUUCCAGGCCUCCACCGCCGCCUUCGCGGCCCUCCUCACCCUCGCCGCUGCCGAGGUGCCGCAGGAGCACUCGCACGAGAAGUACUUGAGGGCCGUCAACGACCUCCUGAAGCAGAACAAUCCCCAAAACAUCCAGGACGCCGUCUUCGGCCUGUUGGGCAAUGCCGCCGCCGCCGACGGCGCCGGCGAUGUCAAGAACCUUGACUGUCUGCACCAGGCGACGGCCGACUCGGCCUUCUCCACCGCCAAGGCCGCCGGCGACGUCGACGGCAUGGCCAGCGCCCUCGUCUACGCCGCCGUCGAGCGCAACACGGGCAAGGUCGGCCUCAAGAGCGUGCUCUGCACCGACAAGGCCGAGAACCCCGAGAUCGCCGCCCUGAGCCAGCACCAGGAUCCGGCCUCGGAAGGCGCCGCCGAGACGAACAAGGCCAUAACCCUCGAGCUGGCCAAGCAGCUCGCCUCCGUCGGCGCAGACCCCCAGCUCGCGCUCGACUCUGGCACCUUCAAGCCCGGUGAUGUCAACGACAGCACCGGAGCAGGAAACACGUGCGACGACGCCAACGACGCCGAGGGCUGCAUCUUCAGCCAGAACCUGCUCGUCAAGGACGCCAGCGCCGACGAGAUCGCCGCAGCCGCCGCCGAGGUCUCCGGAAACGCCGGCAACGGCGCUGAUAAUGCCGCCAACUCGACCAAGGUCGCCAGAAGAUUCCGUUCCAGAGGCCGCCGCGCCACGACUAUCCUUCCUUCGGGCCGUCGCCAGGUCAGGGAGAUCGAGAACCGGAACCAGAACCAGAACCAGAACCAGAACAACAACGCUGGUGCUGCCACCGGGACAAAUGUCCAGACCUUCACCGGCGCCCUCGGCGGCCCCGCCCCGCCCGUCAACUCGUCUCCCGCCGCCACCGACAAGCCCUUUGAUGUCAACGGCUCGACGUUUGUCAACAAGGGCGCCGCUCUGCAGCGCUCGUGCUCCGUGCAGAACAACGCCUGCUCCGACGCCGCCAACUCGGGCGCCGAGGACAUCACCGUCGCCGACUGCCAGGCCCAGGAGGACGAGUGCCUCGCCGCCGCGUCCCUUAAGAAGCUCCGUCGCUCCUCCGGCGGCCACCGCAUGCGCAUCGCCUCCCGCCAGGCUCUCGACUUUGGCAGCUGCCAGGACCCCAGCAUCGAGUUCGCCGCCGGCCUCGACGGUCGCAAGGAGGAGUCUUUCGCCCCCGCCGGCGACUUCGAGCACGGCUCCGCCCUCAACAUCAACGUCAUCAGCAGCUUCAUCUGCGGCCAGCUCCAGUCAAAGUGCAAGGCCGAUGCCGCCGCCGUCGACGCCUGCAAACAGGGUCAGGCCGCGGCGCAGGGCCAGAAGGGCCAGGCUGCCGCCGACGCGUUCAACUCGGCCCUCGGCGUCUAA
Molecule: messenger RNA, 1410 nt
Organism: Colletotrichum graminicola M1.001
Lineage: Eukaryota; Fungi; Ascomycota; Sordariomycetes; Glomerellales; Glomerellaceae
Exons: 2
Coding region: 1-1410 (469 amino acids)
Source: RefSeq, a predicted model, not a curated record